AUGGCCAUGUCCACAGAGUGUCCGUGUCCAGCUGAACUGAACAUCACAACCAAUGGUACCCUGUCCACUACCCAGGGCGAUGUCUGGGGAUCCAAGAACAAUCUAGAUUUGGGAAAAGAUGAAAUCCUCAAAGGAUUUAUUGAAUUCCAGGUGGCCAUAGCCAUUGACAAUUAUUACGUUCCGGUGUGCUCGAGCCUGGGGAUUCUGGGUAAUAUGUGGUCGUUCGUCACGCUGUUGUCCCCGGCCCUCAGGCGCUCCACCACCUGUCAGUACAUGGCCGCUAUAGCCAUUGCCGAUUCAAUGAUCCUCGUCUACAACAUUCUAUUCCUCAUCAGAAAGUUUCCAGGCUACGAAAUCUUUAAUCCCUGGUCCUGUCGUCUUUUAUUUUUCUUGUUUUAUUUUACCAUCCAUUUUGACGUGGCCGUCAUGAUAGCUAUGACAUUUGAGAAGUACAUGGCUGUACGUUUUCCGCUGCACGCGGCGUCAUGGAAACCGAGGACAAAACUGAUCAUGUGCAUCAUUGCCAUUUGUACAUGCGCAUUAGAUGCCCAUAACUUUUUCACUCGUGGCAUGGUAUAUGACCCAAAAACCCAAACGGAAACGUGUUACCCAACCGGACCAGAAAACAAGUACUUUCUGUUCCAAAUCUGGCCUUGGAUAGACGCGUGUGUUUACUGUUUCAUUCCCAUGACUAGCCUUUUCGUGAUGAACAUUUUGAUCAUUGUUUGGUUGAACAAAUCGGAAAAGAUCCGUCAAGGGAUGGGGAAUGCGCAGAUGACGGUCCGCUUUGCACCGACGAAACCCGUGUCAUCCUCGGCGUCAACAAGUUCUACUUCGUCUGGUGAGAUCGGCAAGAGCCAGGAAGUGGAUCUAGUCAAGCGGAAUAGGAACAGGGAAGGGCAGAUCACCCGGAUGUUACUCUUGGUUUCCUUCACCUUCCUGUUGCUCGUUGGUCCCAUGGCCGUCCUGAUCAUCGUGGAGCGCCAGUUCGACCUGGCUUCCACACCUCACCAGGCAGCUAUCUACCACCUCGUCCGCACCGUUAUCAACAAUCUCAUGUACACGAACCACAGCCUUAACUUCCUCCUCUACUGUUUCAGUGCUAAGCGCUUCAGGCAGGCCUCGUUGGCAACUCUGUGCUUCUGCCGACGGGGCAUGCGCCAUGCCCGGCGCGGUACUACUCUGCCUCUCAAGUCCACAGCCACGCGGUCAGUGUCAGUGUCCAGUAUAACAACCUGA
Molecule: messenger RNA, 1239 nt
Organism: Liolophura sinensis
Lineage: Eukaryota; Metazoa; Mollusca; Polyplacophora; Chitonida; Chitonidae
Product: probable G-protein coupled receptor 139
Exons: 1
Coding region: 1-1239 (412 amino acids)
Biological process (GO): G protein-coupled receptor signaling pathway
Cellular component (GO): membrane
Molecular function (GO): G protein-coupled receptor activity
Source: RefSeq, a predicted model, not a curated record